GCGGGCCGCGGCAUUCCUCGGGCCAGUCGCGGGUUGUCAGAACGGUCGCCGCUGUAGUGGGGCGAGGCUGCGUCGCUGGGUCUUGGCGGUCUGGGGCCGGAGUAAGGAUGAAAGCGCAGAGGAUGCAGGUUGGCUGGAGGCGCAGGUAACGAAGCUAGGGUGAAUUGGGGCCGCGGCUGGGCUUCUUCCGGGACCCGUGGUGCUGAAUGGAGAGGACCGAGGCGGCGCCGAGCCGCGGCUCCUAGCGGCGGGGCCACUGUUCGAGCUGCAGCUGCCAGGCGAGGAUGUGCGGAGCCCGGACGACGCGGAGCAGCUGAGAGCCUUCGGGCCCCGGGACUCCCGGGGCCCGAAAUGAGUUAGCGAGGGCAGCCGCGGGGGGCAGUUCCUACGGUUACAGGCCAAGGCUGUGGCCGCCACCCGCCGCCCCUUCCGUGCAGAGGCCGCUAGCUCCCUUGCGCUCUUGCCCGCCGGCCCUGGAGACCAUGAGGUUCCGCAUCUACAAACGGAAGGUGCUUAUCCUGACGCUCGUGGUGGCCGCCUGCGGCUUCGUCCUCUGGAGCAGCAAUGGGCGACAAAGGAAGAACGAGGCCCUGGCCCCGCCGCUGCUGGACGCCGAGGCUGCGCGGGGUGCGGGCGGCCGGGGCGGGGACCAUCCCGCCGUGUCCGUGGGCAUCCGCAGGGUCUCCAACGAGUCGGCGGCUCCCCUGGUCCCCGCGGCCCCGCAACCCGAGGCGGACAACCAGACGCUGCGGUACCGGUCCCUGGUGUACCAACUGAACUUUGAUCAGACGCUGAGGAACGUGGAGAAGGCUGGCACCUGGGUCCCCCGGGAUCUGGUGCUGGUGGUCCAGGUGCAUAACCGGCCCGAGUACCUCAGACUGCUGCUGGACUCGCUCCGGAAAGCCCAGGGCAUUGACAACGUCCUCGUCAUCUUUAGCCACGACUUCUGGUCGACAGAGAUCAACCAGCUGAUCGCUGGAGUGGAUUUCUGUCCGGUUCUUCAGGUGUUUUUCCCUUUCAGCAUUCAGCUGUACCCCAACGAGUUUCCUGGCAGUGACCCCAGAGAUUGCCCCAGAGACCUGAAGAAGAAUGCAGCUUUGAAAUUGGGGUGCAUUAAUGCUGAGUAUCCCGAUUCCUUCGGCCAUUACAGAGAGGCCAAAUUCUCCCAAACCAAACAUCAUUGGUGGUGGAAGCUGCAUUUUGUAUGGGAAAGGGUCAAAGUUCUUCGAGAUUACUCUGGCCUUAUUCUUUUCCUGGAAGAGGAUCAUUACUUAGCCCCAGACUUUUACCAUAUCUUCAAAAAGAUGUGGAAAUUGAAGCAGAUGGAAUGUCCUGAGUGUGAUGUACUCUCACUGGGGACCUAUACUGCCAGUCGUAGUUUCUAUGACAUUGCUGACAAGGUAGAUGUGAAAACUUGGAAAUCCACAGAGCACAAUAUGGGUUUAGCCUUGACCCGGGAUGCAUAUCAGAAGCUGAUUGAGUGCACAGACACUUUCUGUACUUACGAUGAUUAUAACUGGGACUGGACUCUUCAAUAUUUGACUAUAUCUUGUCUUCCAAGAUUCUGGAAAGUGCUGGUUCCUCGAGCUCCUAGGAUCUUUCAUGCUGGAGACUGUGGUAUGCAUCACAAGAAAACAUGUAGGCCAUCCACCCAGAGUGCCCAAAUUGAGUCACUCUUAAAAAAUAAUAAACAGUUCCUGUUUCCAGAAACUCUAAUAAUCAGUGAUAAGUUUCCUAUGGUAGCCAUCUCCCCACCUAGAAAAAAUGGAGGGUGGGGAGAUAUUAGGGACCAUGAACUGUGUAAAAGCUAUAGAAGACUGCAGUAAAAAAAAAAAAAAAAAAUCACAAAAGCAAAAGUGACAGUCUUCUAUUUUUUGAUAUUUGUCUCAACGGGACAUACAAUUGAAUAAAGGAGUUUAGGAACUGGUUUCUGCUUUAAGACAAAAAAAAAUUUUUUCUUGUAAAAGGUGUCCAAAUAUAUAGUGAUCUUUUUCAGUUAUAUCUGAUUAAGAUUUAAAAUUGAAAUGGUCACUUGGGGAGUGAGGUUUAAAGUUCAUUCUGUCUGCUAAAGGUUAAUGAUUAUUGUUCAUUGAUAGGGAAAUUGCAUUUAAAUUGCAUCUGUUAAUCUUUGUAUCCAAAACUUUGUACACUUUUCCACUUUCAGAAUUUAAGUACAGCAAAAUUUAUUUAAAGCUGUCACAGCAGUAAAAAGUAUUACAAUGAAAUCAUAGAGUAUUAAUCAAACAAGCCGUUUCACUCUUGGCACAGUUAUUAGGAAGGGGUUGCUUCACUGAUUUAAUUACUCAAAAGUUAUGUGUGUUACACCCUGUCAGAACAGUCAUUUUUGGUAUUACAGAUUCCUAUACUAUUGUGUUAAAAAGAUUUGCCUGUGCUUUGGAACCUUCCUAGAACACACUUAUCUUUUGGAAUGUAUUUGAUUGACAAGAAAGUUUGAACAUUGUUUUCACCUCAAUGUAGAAAUACAGUUGUUUUGAUUUUUUUUCAUUUAGAGCUGCCAAAAUAAAUAUUCUCAUUUUUGCAUAAAAAGGUUCCUAAUCACUUUGCAGAAUGUUGUAUUUAUGCUUUAUCCUAGUAAAGGCAUUUCAGAAGUUUUGAACCCUAGCAUUACAUCUUAAUAUUUAUCAGCUAUACAUUGUAUGAGUUUAAAUAAAACCCUGCUCAUGACAAUGCA
Messenger RNA from Castor canadensis (American beaver), 2692 nucleotides. It is a transcript of the gene Mgat2, whose product is annotated as alpha-1,6-mannosyl-glycoprotein 2-beta-N-acetylglucosaminyltransferase. Gene Ontology annotation, molecular function: alpha-1,6-mannosylglycoprotein 2-beta-N-acetylglucosaminyltransferase activity. Gene Ontology annotation, cellular component: Golgi membrane; Golgi stack. The record is from RefSeq and is a predicted model, not a curated record. Gene Ontology annotation, biological process: protein N-linked glycosylation; oligosaccharide biosynthetic process. Lineage: Eukaryota; Metazoa; Chordata; Mammalia; Rodentia; Castoridae.